UCGUUCCCUUUGCUAGCAUGAGCAGGUCUUCCUUUGGCCACUAGAAGUUACUGCGUGCGUUUGUAUUUCUGCAGAAAAGUAACUGUAAAGUUACGCAUCAUGGCAGGAAAGAGAGCGAUAGUGAUCCUGUCUAAAGGUGCAGAGGAGAUGGAAACAGUUAUCCCUGUGGAUAUUAUGCGCAGAGCCGGGAUUGCAGUCACGGUUGCAGGUUUAACAGGAAAAGAGCCAGUCCAGUGCAGUAGAAAUGUUGUCAUCUGUCCUGAUACAAGUUUAGAGGAAGCCAGCAAACUGGGUCCUUAUGAUGCUGUGGUUUUGCCAGGUGGAAUGCCAGGUGCCCAGAAUUUGGCAGAGUCAGUUGCUGUAAAGGAGGUCCUGAAGGAUCAAGAUGGCAGAAAAGGCCUGAUUGCAGCCAUCUGUGCAGGUCCCACUGCUCUUUUGGCACAUGGCAUCGGCUACGGCAGCACAGUCACUACACAUCCUGCCAUGAAGGAGAAGAUGAUGGCUGGAGACCACUAUAAAUAUUCAGAGGCCCGAGUGCAGAAGGAUGGCCAUUACAUCACCAGCCGUGGGCCAGGGACCAGCUUUGAGUUCGCCCUGACGAUUGUAGAGGAACUCAUGGGGGCUGAGGUUGCAGCUCAAGUCAAGGCUCCUCUUGUUAUGAAAGACUGACUUGGUUCACUUGCAGUCCUUGCAAACGUCACUGCUCAGCGUAAUGUUCUGGAAUAACGGAGACAGCUGACUCAAUGUGUGGCUUGAACUAAACAUAAAAGUGACRAAUCAUUUUCUCUACAGGACACAAGUCUAACAACUUAUCUUCUUUCAUUACACUGGUAAUAAGAAAAUCAAAGGCCCUUUAAUCAUGAAAAUGUGGUAUGGAAAAUUACUAAAYGUGCUUUCAAAAUAAAACGUCUGGUUUCGUUU
This is a messenger RNA of Austrofundulus limnaeus, 921 nucleotides long. It is a transcript of the gene park7, whose product is annotated as parkinson protein 7. Gene Ontology annotation, molecular function: oxidoreductase activity, acting on peroxide as acceptor. The coding region runs from base 100 to 669 and encodes 189 amino acids. Gene Ontology annotation, biological process: glycolate biosynthetic process; glyoxal metabolic process; response to oxidative stress. NCBI's taxonomy places the organism in Eukaryota, Metazoa, Chordata, Actinopteri, Cyprinodontiformes, Rivulidae. Gene Ontology annotation, cellular component: nucleus; cytoplasm; mitochondrion. The transcript is spliced from 6 exons. The record is from RefSeq and is a predicted model, not a curated record.